CUGGGUGCAUACCUCUGUGUCAAACACUACGGACACAGUCUCUGUGGUUUGUGACCGCGGACAGACCUCGGAAUCAAAAGCGAAGUUUACACUAGGCACACUUGUGGACCUGCAGUUAAGAGUCGGCAAUGGCGGUCGAACAAAUGAACAUCGCGGACGAGAUGGACACUGUGUCGGACAAUGGAAUGGUGGACCUGAUCAACGGCAGACGCAGGCUAAUUAGAUGUCCUGCUAUAUUUAAGAACAAAACGUUUUACAUAGUUACAGGAGUCAUUGUCAUAGCUACAGCCAUUAUUGUUCCAUUAGCAGUGAAGCUCUCCUUGGCGGAGGAUUGCAGCCAAUACAAGCAAGAGUCGGAUAGUUAUCUUUGCCUGAGUCGAGAUUGUAUAAUAGCCGCGGCCUACAUGGUUCGAAAACUGAACGUUGAGGUGGAUCCCUGUGAAGACAUGUACAACUUCUCCUGUGGCAACCUGCUGGCCAAAGCCAAAAUUCCCGCUGGAGAAUUCAUCUGGGAUAUGGACAACGAAGUGGCAGAUAAAAUAGAGACAGACCUAUACAAGUUACUUCAAAAAGACACAAACGAAAUGAUGGGUAAAAGUUCCAAGGCAUUUUCCAAAGCCCAACAUUACUAUCAAACUUGUCUAAAUCAAGGAAACAUCUCGACUCAUGGCAUUCAAAACAUCCAACUGAUGAUUAGCCAGUUUGGCUCGUGGACACUUACUAGUGCAAACAUUGACGAGUGGAAAAGUAAGAACUGGAACUUGCAGUGGUCCGUGGAGAAGAUGCACAUGCUUGGAAUAUACAGUCUAUUUAGAACAAUUAUUGACUGGGACAAAGACGUGUCACAGUAUGUCAUUAAGUUUGAUGGUGGCUUGGCUCUACCCUCCACAUUUCUCCAAACAUCAGACAAGUUCGUUACCAUGGUGACUGAAAUCGCCAAACUUUUGGGCGGAGAUCCGGAAACAGUUUCAAGCAAAGUGCAGGACAUUUACAACUUUGAGAAAAAAAUGGCAGAGAUUUUCGAAGGAAAGGAUGAGCCAUUCCCGCCCCAUGAAACUACUUACUUCGACUUAGGAGAAUUAAAAUCUCAUUUCAAAUCAUGGAUUAACAUUGAAGAUUAUCUGAAGAAAACACUCAGCGGGAGAUAUCGGAAUCACACCAGAUUUUCAAUAAUCUCAUCUCAUUAUUUCAGCAAUCUCAACGAGUUAAUCCAUUCUACGAGCCACGAAACUCAAGCCAACUACAUGAUAUGGGCAAUGAUCAACGUGCUCACGGACUACAUGCCUAUUGAGUUUAACAAGAUCAAGCAAGAUGUCCAGUUCUUGAAUGCCACCAACAGAACAGAGCUGUGCCUGGGGAAGACUUUUGACAACUUUGGCUUCGCUCUUAGUGCUGCCUAUAUAAAUGAAGACUUGAAGACUCACAAGAAUAGAAGGGAAAUAGCCAGCUUUACUGCCGAGAAAGUUCGAGAGGAAUUCAUUGCCAACUUAGAGACCAUUCAUUGGCUGGAUGACAAGUCUAGGGAGACCCUGGUGGAAGAAGCGAAGUCUAUUGAAUUUCGGAUAGGCUACCCAGACUGGAUCUUGAAUGUGACCAAGCUCGAUUUGUAUUACGAAGGACUUCAAAUUACAAGCGAUAAUGAUUUUCUAAAGUGUUAUGAAUAUGUGACCGCUUUUACUGCAAGUAAAGACAUAGUGAAAUACUACAACAAUAGUUACGACAAUGACGAGUGGUUGGUAGUUCCAAUCGAAACAAUCCCAACGUAUCUUGACAACGCUGUUUACAUUACUUCAGCCUAUCUCCAGUUUCCGUUCUUUGAAGAGUCCUUCCCCCCUUCGGUAUACUAUCCCAACAUUGCCUUUACGAUUGGUCACGAGAUGCUGCAUGCCUAUGACAAGGACACCCUGUCUGAGGUUACUGGCGAGAUCUUUGCUACUUCAACAGCACGAGAAGGUUUUCACAAUCAACUCCAAUGUCUAGUUGAUCAGUACAGUCAGUACUCAGUGCAAGAACAGUAUUCAGAUGCUAAUGGUUCACUUAAUGAUAAUAUGUGUGACAAUGGCGGCUUUAGGUUGGCCUAUCAAGUGUACAAGAAGUAUGGAGAAUCAUCCGAUUAUCUGAUUCCGUUCUUUAACUUUACUAAGGAGCAAAUGUUUUUCACUGCUUACUCACAGGUCUGGUGCACUGUGCAAAUUAAGUCUCCAUCCGGACUUCACAAUGACGAACACACGGAACCAAAGUUCAGAGUCAACGGUGUUCUGUCCAACAGCAUUGAGUUUUCCAAGGCCUUUAAUUGCAAAAAAGGUUCGAAAAUGAACCCGGAAAAGAAAUGUGAAGUUUGGCGAUAGUAUGCAGAUGAAAUUCUAUUUUCAGUAUUUUUUUUUGUUGUAACCUUUUUAUUUACUUUUAGCUUUAAGAUUUGAAAUGUUUUGAUGAAACGUCCCCCAUUGAUGAAACGUCCCCCAUUGAUGAAACGUCCCCCAUUGAUGAAAGAUUAGAAAGCAAUAGUUGAUGUCAUUUACAUGUUGUAGCGUCUUUGAAAAUUUGAAAUAAACUGAAAUGAAAUUGUUU
Molecule: messenger RNA, 2571 nt
Organism: Biomphalaria glabrata
Lineage: Eukaryota; Metazoa; Mollusca; Gastropoda; Planorbidae
Product: endothelin-converting enzyme homolog
Exons: 15
Coding region: 129-2348 (739 amino acids)
Biological process (GO): protein processing
Cellular component (GO): plasma membrane
Molecular function (GO): metalloendopeptidase activity
Source: RefSeq, a predicted model, not a curated record